This is a messenger RNA of Sardina pilchardus (European sardine), 2509 nucleotides long. RefSeq names its product ALG2 alpha-1,3/1,6-mannosyltransferase (gene alg2). The record is from RefSeq and is a predicted model, not a curated record. Gene Ontology annotation, molecular function: GDP-Man:Man(1)GlcNAc(2)-PP-Dol alpha-1,3-mannosyltransferase activity; alpha-1,3-mannosyltransferase activity. Gene Ontology annotation, cellular component: endomembrane system. NCBI's taxonomy places the organism in Eukaryota, Metazoa, Chordata, Actinopteri, Clupeiformes, Clupeidae. Bases 134 to 1354 code for a protein of 406 amino acids. The transcript has 3 exons.
UGAAAUUGUUAUUUGUUCUCAGAAUCAGCUUCCAUAUGACCAUUAGUGUUGGGUGUUACGCGGUCAGAUACUAGAAAACUGGUCAUGUUUCUGUAUUGUUCAGCUCAUUACGUUAACUCAUCUAUCUAAACGUAUGAGAAUGGUGCGGGUGGUGUUCCUGCACCCUGAUCUGGGGAUCGGAGGAGCGGAGCGGCUGGUGGUGGAUGCAGCAGUGGCCCUUCGCUCCCGUGGUUGCCAGGUGCAGAUCUGGACAGCGCACUACGACCCCACCCACUGCUUCUCGGAGACGUUGGAUCUCGAUCUUCGAGUGGUGUGUGUGGGAGACUGGCUGCCCAGAAGUGUGUGUGGUUACUUCCAUGCCCUUUGCGCCUAUCUACGUAUGAUCUACGUGGCUCUCUACCUGCUGCUUUUCAGCGGUGAACAGUUUGACGUAGUCUUAUGUGAUCAGGUCUCUGCGUGUAUUCCUGUGCUUCGGCUGGCGCGCCACAGGAAGAAGGUUCUCUUCUACUGCCACUUCCCCGACCAGCUCCUCACCACGCGGCAGUCUCUGCUGAAGCGCUGGUACCGGGCCCCGCUGGACUGGCUGGAGGAGACCACCACCGGCAUGGCCGACCGCGUGCUGGUCAACAGCCGCUUCACCGCCGGGGUCUUCCGCCAGACCUUCCCGCGGCUGCGGGACGUGCACACCGACGUGCUCUACCCCUCCCUCAACCCGGUGUCCUUCGACAUACCCAUCAACGAGAGCCUGGACGGGCUGAUCCCCGAGGGCCGGAGCCUGGUGUUCCUGUCCAUCAACCGGUACGAGCGCAAGAAGGACCUCCCCCUGGCCCUGCGCUCGCUGGCGUCGCUGCGGGAGCGCCUCGGCGAGGGCAACCUGUGGGAGAGAGUGCACCUGGUCAUGGCGGGCGGCUACGAUUCGCGCGUGGCGGAGAACGUGGAGCACCACAAGGAGCUGCGGGCGCUGUGCCGCUCCCUGAGCCUGGAGGCCCACCUGACCUUCAUGCGCUCCUUCUCGGACACGCAGAAGGUCAGCCUGCUGCGGCAGAGCGUCUGCGUCCUCUACACGCCCGCCAACGAGCACUUCGGCAUCGUGCCCGUGGAGGCCAUGUACUGCGGCUGCCCGGUCAUUGCCGUCAACUCGGGCGGCCCGCUCGAGUCCGUCGCCCACGGCGAGACCGGAUUCCUGUGUCCGGCCACCCCGGAGAGCUUCUCGGCGGCCAUGGAGCAGUUUGUCCGCGAGCCGCGGCUCAAGCAGGAGUUGGGACAGGCCAGCAGGGAGCGGGUCAUCAAGUGUUUUUCGCAGCAGGCCUUCACCGAGCAGCUCCACAGGCAUAUCCUCAGCCUGACCCAGUGACGCCAUGGCAACCAACAAAGCCAUGACCCAACAAAGAGGAUAGCGUCGACCAAAGCCACAGCUGUUCCCAGCACUCGCCGCAGGGGCAUAGCUGACACCACAGGAGAGGCUGAUGGCUGAUUCACUGUUGCUCCAUCAUUUUGACCCAGUGUGCACCCAGUGUUUUUUUCAUUGGUGAUAUUCUCCAAUGGCUUUCGCAAUAAUAUUAGCUUCAAAUAAUAUAUAUAGAUUUAUAUUUUAAAAAAAAAUUAACUUGACAUCUUGCAGGAAUUGGGUUUGAAAUGUUUACCGUGCAUCCUGGGGAAGAUUUAGCUGGAUGCUGAAUCUCAAAAAGACAACUGUUUGAAAUCUCUCGAUUUACUUUUUGGACCUGAUGGAUGUUUCUGCUCUGAAACUUUGUCCAAUUCUUUGUGUCCUUCUAGCCACUGGUAUGUUUUUUUUUUCUAUCUGGAAGGUGUGUGUGAAGGAGAGCAAAAGAGAAAGAUGUGUGUAUUCAUCUGUAUGUCUGUCUGUGUGCAUACGCACUGAAUUCCUAUGGGACUAGUGUAGGGGAACAGACAGGCUGCUGGAAUCUCUCCCCAUUAGGGACAAGAGUAGCCACAGCAGCAGAAGGGACAAUAGCCCCCCCCACGCCAACCUCCCAUUCCACUCUGCUCUCGCAAGCACGCGCUGCGCACCUAACGAACCGUCUGAGUCUGCCUAAAGAAGCCGUCUGCACAUCGAUCCCUCCCGUCUCCCUGCCUCACGUCAAGCCGCACCCCUCCCCCACACCCAGCUCCCCGUCAGCCAUUAGAGCUGCUGGCGCGGAGAUCGAUAGGGGGGAAUUCUGGUGGUCCAGUGGGCAGUCGGGGGUCUGGGUCGAUGGGAAGAAUGGAACGGAUGUUUGUGGCGGGGACUGGCCUGGUUUGUUCUUGCAGAGCAUUCCUGGAGAAGUUUGGGUGGGGGCACGGAGUGCGCGGCCUGUAAUGGUGGUUUGGAGUUUGUUACUUGUGUGCUUUCUGUCUCUGCCUCUCCCCCCUGAUAGAUUUGUUCUUCUGUUUUGAUGCUGGAGAACAGGGGUCAUGAUUAAAUGAGACCACAUAUAUCUGAGAUCUGAAUGUAUUGGGGACCGUACUGAAUCAGAAUGUGUGCAUUCAUUAAACUUAAACUCUGAAA